Molecule: messenger RNA, 1047 nt
Organism: Amaranthus tricolor (Joseph's coat)
Lineage: Eukaryota; Viridiplantae; Streptophyta; Magnoliopsida; Caryophyllales; Amaranthaceae
Product: signal peptidase complex subunit 2-like
Exons: 5
Coding region: 118-690 (190 amino acids)
Biological process (GO): protein targeting to ER
Cellular component (GO): membrane; signal peptidase complex
Source: RefSeq, a predicted model, not a curated record
UAUUCAAUACACUCACCGAUAAACUUUAAGACGAAAAUUGAAGACUUCUAGAGCGAGAAACGACUGCUCCUAUAAUAUUUUGUCUGAAACUUCAUUUUAUUUUGCUGAGAGAAAAAAAUGGCGACUGAAUCAAAGAAUAAGCAGCAAAACCCUAAAAAAGCUAACUUGUUGGAUCAUAAUUCUCUAAAACAUCUCCUUGAUGAAACUGCUAAUGAGGUUGUUAAAGGUCGUGGAUAUGUAGAAGAUGUAAGGAUGAGCAAUGUGAGAUUGUUGAUGGGAACUGUGAUCAUAAUCAUUGCCUUGGUGGCACAAUUUUACCCUAAGAAGUUUCCGGAGAACAAGAACUUUUUGAUCGGUUGCAUCAUAUUAUAUAUCGUCUUCUGUGGUUUGUUGCAGCUGAUCAUAUACACAAAGGAAAAGAACGCUAUCAUGUUUACCUAUCCUCCAUCGGGAUCCUACAACGCGACUGGCCUUGUUGUAUCUUCAAAAUUGCCAAGGUUUUCUGAUAUGUAUACCCUUAUAAUCGAAAGUGCUGAUCCAAAAUCAAUCUCCGCCAACAAACCUGUUGAAUUGACCAAGAGUGUCACCAAAUGGUUCACCAAGGACGGAGUUUUGGUGGAAGGUCUUUACUGGAAAGACGUCGAAGGAUUAAUAAAUGAAUAUAACAAGGAACCUAAGAAGAGCAAAUAAAUGGGCAAAUGAGUCCUUUUUUUACAGAGUUGAAAAAGCCAAGUCCAGAUUAACAUCUUAGAGAUGUAGAUUUCAGUAGUUGAACUGGUUGUAUGUUCAAUACGGUUAGACAUGUUAAAAUUUCAAUAAUACUUUUAUCUUUGAUGAUUUUGCGGGAAUUUCAAGCCUUAAAAUGAUCGACUUUUGCACAAAUUGAUGGUUUUGAUACUUUAAACAGAUCAUCUGCAAUUAUCUCAGUUUUUUUACUGCUCUUGAUUGUAUCAGAUGUGUUUAUGUUGAAUUUGGUUACAACUUGGGAUAAUCCUUUUCUGGAUAACUAGGUUCAGAUAUAUUUGCCAAAAUGACUGUUCAAACUCU